This is a messenger RNA of Zea mays, 2516 nucleotides long. Its product is annotated as rho GTPase-activating protein 7. Bases 338 to 1156 code for a protein of 272 amino acids. The record is from RefSeq and is a predicted model, not a curated record. Lineage: Eukaryota; Viridiplantae; Streptophyta; Magnoliopsida; Poales; Poaceae. The transcript is spliced from 7 exons.
GCCGCGAUAGCUACAACUACAACCCGAGACCAAUUCCGCCAUACUACCCAAGGAAACCUGCGCACCGCCAUCACCGCCGCCGCAGCCUCUGUUCCCACAGACGCCUCUCUCCUACUCCCAACCCCAAUCAAACGCACCGCUGAAUCGCCUGCAGUAGCUGGAGCGCACCUUGGUGCGAUCCUACCACACCUCUGAGCUCACGAGGAAUCUUUAAUGGCGUCGGAGUGGCAUCGCCAGCCAUAGCAGCCUGGCUGGCUGAGGUGCAGGCUGCCAGGCUGCCGAGGCGAUCACUUGCCAACCCUCUGCUCUCCUUUUCUAGGCGCACUGUCUUGCUUUGAUGCAUACGGCACCACAGAUGAAUGCCCGGUCUCGGAGGCCGGCGGCGGCGCGCGGUGCGAAAGCGCCCCCGAAGAGCGACAGCAGAGUGACGGAGACGGAUCCGAGGAAGACCGUGACGCCGGUGAAGGGAUCGGGCAACGCCGGUACCAGGGGCACCAUGAACAGGAUCCAGUCGAGGAGAGAGCGAAAGCUCGCGCUACAGCAAGAUGUGGAUAAGCUGAAGAAGAAGCUGCGGCACGAGGAGAACGUCCACCGUGCGCUGGAGCGGGCGUUCACGCGGCCGCUCGGCGCCCUACCUCGCCUGCCGCCGUACCUGCCGUCUCAGACGCUAGCCCUUCUCGCGGAGGUGGCGGUGCUGGAGGAGGAGGUCGUCCGGCUAGAGGAGCAGGUGGUGAGUUUCCGGCAGGGAAUCUACCAGGAGGCGACCGUCUUCUCCUCCGCCAAGAACACCCAACUCCCCGGCGGCGAUGCUCCCGUGCCGGCGCAGCUCACACCGCCGAACCCGGUGCUGAAUUCUGACAUCUCACCCGCGACAGAAAGCCACCAUCCUCCCAACGCUCGUCCAUCGUCGCCGCACAACGGCGUGGCCAAUGGCAAGCAAACGCCAACAAAGCCCGUCGUCAACACUACCUCGCCGAGCCAGGAUGACCGGUCCGGGGCAGGGAAAGAGAACCAGUCCUGCAGCAACUCGUCGAGCACGAGCGGCCGCCGGACGCCCAAGUCCAGGCCGACGGCGACGCCGCCCGACAGACGCAGCAGAGCUACUCCCUCUCAGCUAAAUUUAAAAAAACAAACAGCAGAGGCAUGCAUUCUGUGAUUCAGAGUUGUCCGCCGCUGAUAAUUGAUCAGCGUGUAGAUGCUAUUGCAUGCAUCGUCCACGCAGACAGACAAAAACUGCUGCGCCUGACCGUAAAACGCCUGCUGACGCUGCUGCUGGCACUGGCAGCACCUCUGACAAAGCGACGUCCCACGACGACUCGAUCUGGAGCGUGCCGAACAUAGCUGCUCCGAUGCCUGCUGACCAUCUUCUCCGAUGCCUGCUCCGAGGACAAGGAAACGAGGAUCAGCAGGCGCUGUCCCCGUCGGUCUCCGGCUCCAGCGAGAGCUCGUCGGGGUACGCCGCAGGACCCCUACGGGCUACGGCAUCCUGGAGCUGGGCGCCAGGGACACCGGGCCCUACAAGCGGUUCCACGUGGUCGACGCCGCGUCCUUGGACCCCAAUGCGCUGGCCGGCGACGGCGACUGAAAUUCGGCUGCCUGGCGAUCGGGUGGCGGUUUGACUUUGAACGCGCGGAUGCUGAUCGGGGAGAUGCCCAAUUAUGUGCUGAUCUGCUGGGUCUUGCUGCUGGCUGCUGCGGAGGCUGUCGUGGGUUGACCUGGCGUGGGGCUCUCCCAUCAGCACAAGCUGGCGUUCUGGAUCAACGUCUACAAUGGCUGCAUGAUGAAGUCAGAUAAAUGCUCUGCUGGAGAUAGCCUUAACUGGAUCUACUCAUUGCGUGAUGGAUGGUUUUUUGUUAGAAAAAAAGAGAGGCAAAUUCGCAAUUUUGGUCUGCCGCAAAGCAACUACAGCCUGGAUAUGUGGUGGUAGUGGUACUAGCUCUUGGAGGCGUGUGCUUUAAGCCUGAUGAAGCCUGGCAUGUCUGCGUUCCAGGAGCAAGGGAUACCUACCACUACCACCCCGGAAAUGCUCGUGGCGAUGACGGACACACCCAAGGUGCCGGCACAACCGAACCCUUCCCACCUCCAGAUAGGCAGGCGUACGCGCGCAGGGCAUUCACUGAAGGUACCCUGCGCACAGGUUUUGCUUGGCAAUAAAAGGGAUCGAUCGGUCGGAUCGGAUACACUCUGCCGUGCCGAGCCGCAAUGCAGUUUGUACAAGUCUUUUGUAUGUAAAAAAAAAGAAAAGAAAAGGUAAUUGAACCCAACGGGUACAAAUCUACCACGCACGCCGAUACGAGACAAGAAGGACCAGGUCCAGGCGGUAUAAGGCAGGCAGGCCCACCGUGCACCACAGUACCACACUUGCAGUUGCAGCACCCCCACAGAAUUAUGCUAGUGCUUUAGGGCUGCAGAACAGAACUCGUGAUCUCGCGUUGUCACUUGCAGGGACGGAGUCAGAAAAAAGUUUAGGAGGGACUGAACUAAAUUGCUGUAGUAUAAAAACUCAUUUUACAUUA